Messenger RNA from Phytophthora sojae, 1965 nucleotides. RefSeq lists its product as hypothetical. The record is from RefSeq and is a predicted model, not a curated record. Gene Ontology annotation, molecular function: protein binding; metal ion binding. The coding region runs from base 1 to 1965 and encodes 654 amino acids. Lineage: Eukaryota; Oomycota; Peronosporomycetes; Peronosporales; Peronosporaceae. The transcript is spliced from 3 exons.
AUGGCAGUCGCGGGCGACACGUACGGUCGUCGCUGGAGGCAGGGCCACCGUCGUCACGGCGUCGACCUGUUCGAGCUCUCCACGGCAUCUGGGGAUCAAGCGGUGGACGAAGACCGGGACAUCGCCUACGCCGUAGUCGCCAAGGUGGAGCUUCGUUGCCAUUUGAAUGAGGUGCUAAAUGGCGACGUGCUCUUCAGCCAGCGACGUCUGCUGUCGUCGGAGCUGCGACGCCAGUCGGUGGUGGCGUCACGUUUGGAUAUGGAGAAACAAGAGGAGGAGGAGUCUCCGGAGCAGGCGUUGAUCGGCGUCAAUGUCGCGACGCUGCGUCCGCGGAUGCCCGUGGACCUGGGAGGCACCAACAAGAAGACGCAGAAGCUCUGCUUCUCCACCUUCACGCAACAGUAUCCGGGUCAGGACCGCGCCGUCCACAUCAUGAAGACGCUGCUCAAAGAGUUACACGACCAACUGAUCCCAAGGUCCGACCGAACUGCGCUGCGUAACGAAGUCGAUCACUUGAGCGUGGGCUUUCACAUCCAGAGCACUCAUAGUAGCCAAGGUUUUGCCGGUAGCAACACCCACGUCACGCGCAUCUUCGCGCAUGGGUACGCGUCGCCUACGCUCCCAACGCAGUUCGGAGAGAGCACCAAGUCCAGUGAUGCAACAUCGGUAACCCCUGCUGAGCUAGCGCGACGUCGAGAGACUAUCAUGAACCCGGAGGCCAAGCACGUGCUGAACGUGCUGACCAAGUCUCUGCGUCAAUUCGAGCGCGUGGUGCGUCGUCGCCGCUUCGGCUUCCAGACGUUCAUCUACUUCCCCACCGGGUACGACGAUCUGUCGUUGGAGAAGGCCUGCUCCAUUUGCGCCAAGCGCUUCCACUUCUUCCGUCGCGACUUCUUCUGCCACUUGUGUGGGCACAUGGCCUGCGGUGAUUGCUCGCAACUGUACGAGGUGGAGGCUCGCGUGGGGGAGCUCCGUCGGAAUAGAUGCUGCUUGCAGUGUGUGCACCGUGUGGACUCCUGUACGUUUGAUGAUGAAGACUUGCUGGAGGCACUGGGUCCUGCUGUGGUUGCAGUGGACGAUGCUCUCUGGUACAACGACGACAAGUACCAUUUAGACGCGAUGGAGGGAGACGGAGACACGGCGUCCAUGACGUCGGACUCGAGCUAUGUCGAGGAGCUAACGGAGCAGCUGUACUCGGACGAUCCGAGCCAGAACUCGCACGCUUUGGACUUCUUGGGGCAAUUGGGGAACCCAGUGGCCUCCAUUCACGAGUACGACUUUGUGAGUCCUGAUGCGAAGCGCGCUAAGGCUCACAACAAGAGCAAACGCCGCAAGAAUGUCAGCAAGGUUCAACUAGUGGCGCAGGGUGUGGAGAACUACCUGAGCCAGAGUCUCCGCGUGAUGAAGGACCGCUUCAUUCGCGCGGACAAGACCAAAGCGGUGGACCACCCCAUGCCUCCCAUGCCCGCGCCGAAGAAGGAGGUUCGACGCCUUGAGGUCAUCGAGCAGAUGGGAGUCCUCCAGCCCGAAUACGACCAUGCAGCGCUGGAUCUGGUGGCCCAAGUGGCGGCCAAGCGUCUGAACUGCCCCAUCGGCUUCGUGUCCGUCGUGGACAACGACAAUUCCCACGCUAUCGGCACGUACAACCUGCCGGAGGAGGCAUUCACGCUACCACGCACUAUCAACGUCUGUAUUCAUGCAGUUUAUGCUGAGAAGCCCCUGAUCCUCAAGAACCCCAUGCGCGAUAUGCGCUACUCGCAGAUGCCGUGCGUCAAGGACCUCGGCGUCAAGUUCUACGCGGGCUUUCCGGUUCACGGGCCCAACGGCGAAGUGGUGGCAUCACUGUGUGCUGCAGACGCCGUACCUUAUGACAACAUUUCGACCAAGGACUACGCCACGAUGGAGGUACUCGCGACAUUGGCGUCCGAACUUGUUGCGCCGAAGAAGCCGGUUCUUCGGUGCUGA